Messenger RNA from Dipodomys ordii (Ord's kangaroo rat), 3498 nucleotides. It is a transcript of the gene Fam184a, whose product is annotated as family with sequence similarity 184, member A. Lineage: Eukaryota; Metazoa; Chordata; Mammalia; Rodentia; Heteromyidae. The coding region runs from base 1 to 3225 and encodes 1074 amino acids. The transcript is spliced from 17 exons. The record is from RefSeq and is a predicted model, not a curated record.
AUGGCGACCCCGGGUAUGAGCUGGCAACAGCACUAUUACGGCGGCGGGGCGGCCAAAUUCGCGCCCACGCCGGCGGCCGCGCAGCUGGCCGGACACUGCAUGGACUACAGCCCGGACAUGCACCUGAAGAUGAGCAAGAAGAUCGCGCAGCUCACCAAGGUAAUAUAUGCCUUGAACACCAAAAAUGAUGAGCAUGAAUCUGCAAUUCAAGCCCUCAAAGAUGCUCAUGAAGAAGAAAUCCAACAAAUUCUUGCAGAAACAAGAGAAAAAAUACUACAGUAUAAAAGCAAAGUAACAGAGGAGUCAGACCUUAAGAGAAAGAUUCAAGUUCUAGAAGCAUCCUUGGAAGAUCACAUUAAAAUGAAACAGCAAGCUCUGACAGAAUUUGAAGCCUAUAAGCAGAGAGUGGAGGACAUGCAGCUGUGUGCAGAAGCCCAGCAUGUCCAGCGCAUAGUGACCAUGUCUAGAGAGGUAGAGGAGAUCAGAAGAAAGUUUGAGGAAAGGUUGCAGAGCUUUGGACAGCUCCAAAUACAGUUUGAAAAAGAUAAACGAUUGGCUUUGGAAGAUUUACAAACUGCUCACCAAAGAGAGAUACAAGAGCUGCUGAAGUCACAGCAGGAUCACAGUGCCUCCAUAAGCAAAAGCCAGGAGAAGGCCGAGGAGCUGCACAGGAUGGAGUUGGAGGCCUUAAACAGAACUCUAGAAGAGCUCAGACUUGAAAAGAAAAAAAUCAUUGAGGAUUAUGAAGACAAGUUGAAUAAAGCUCAGUCCUUUUAUGAAAGGGAGCUUGAUACUUUGAAAAGGUCACAGCUUUUUACAGCUGAAAGCCUGAAGGCUAGCAAAGAGAAGGAAGCCGAUCUUCGAAAAGAAUUUCAGGGACAAGAAGCAAUCUUACGAAAAACCAUAGGAAAACUAAAGACUGAGUUGCAGAUGGUGCAGGAUGAAGCAGGCAGUCUUCUCGAUAAAUGCCAGAAGCUGCAGGUGGCGCUUGCGACAGCAGAGAGCAAUGUGCAGGUUCUUCAGAAACAGCUUGAUGAUGCCAAGGAGGGAGAAAUGGCCUUAUUAAGCCGGCACAAAGAAGUGGAAAGUGAGCUAGCAGCUGCCAGAGAACGUUUACAACAGCAAGCUUCAGAUCUUGUCCUCAAAGCCAGUCACAUUGGAAUGCUUCAAGCAACUCAAAUGAGCCAGGAGGUUACAAUUAAAGAUUUAGAGUCAGAAAAAUCAAGGGCCAAUGAGAGAUUAUGUCAGCUUGAAGAAGAAAGAGCUUUUUUGGAAAGUAGAACUCAAAGUCUGGAUGAAGAGCAGAAGCAGCAGGUUCUGGAGCUGGAAAAGGAAUUGGAGGAACAAUAUAAAAAGGAAAAGCUACAUAUGGAAGAGGAUAAGAAUCAACUUCAACUAGAGCUAGAAAACCUGAAGGACGUACUAGAAGACAAGCUGAAUACAGCCAAUCAAGAGAUUGGCCGCCUCCAAGACCUGGUAAGGAAAAGUGAACAAGGGCUUGGCUCUGCUGAAGGACUCAUUGCUAGUCUUCAAGAUUCCCAGGGAAGGCUGCAGAAAGAGCUUGACUUGACUAAAGGCCGGCUAAAGGAGACCAAGGAGGCUCUGUUAACUGUCAAGACUGAGCUAGAACAAGAGAGGCACCUGUAUGAAGAAACUCUAGCUGCCAUGAAAGAAGAAGAGAAGCUCAGAGUGGACAAGAUGGCCCAUGACUUAGAGAUAAAGUGGACGGAAAAUCUUAGACAAGAAUGUUUGAAACUUCAAGAAGAGUUGAGGAUUCAACAUGAAGAGGAUAAAAAAUCAGCAAUGUCUCAAUUGCUACAGUUGAAAGAACGAGAGAAAAAUGCAGCUAGGGAUUCAUGGCAGAAGAAAGUCGAAGAUCUCUUAAACCAGAUUUCCUUGCUGAAACAGAAUCUGGAGAUGCAGCUUUCCCAGUCGCAGACUUCUUUGCAGCAGCUGCAGGCCCAGUUCACACAAGAACGACAGCGGCUUACCCAAGAGCUGGAAGAGUUAGAGGAGCAACACCAACAAAGACAGAAAUCAUUAAAAGAAGCACACAUCCUCGCAUUUCAGACCAUGGAAGAAGAAAAAGAAAAAGAGCAAAGAGCUCUUGAAAAUCACUUACAACAAAAACAUUCUGCAGAACUUCAGUCACUAAAAGAUGCACACCGAGAGUCAAUGGAGGGCUUCCGGGUAGAAAUGGAACAGGAACUCCAGACUCUUCGGUUUGAAUUAGAAGAUGAAGGAAAGGCUAUGCUUGCUUCUUUACGCUCAGAACUCAACCAUCAACAUGCAGCUUCAAUUGAUUUGUUACGGCAUAAUCAUCAUCAAGAACUGGCAGCUGCUAAGAUGGAGUUGGAAAGAAGCAUAGAUAUCAGCAGAAGACAGAGUAAGGAGCACCUGUGUAGAAUCACAGAUCUGCAGGAAGAGUUAAGGCACAGAGAACAUCAUAUCUCUGACUUGGAUAAGGAGGUACAGCACCUUCAUGACAACAUCAAUGCCCUAACCAAAGAACUGGAAUUUAAGGGGAAGGAAAUCCUCAGAAUACGAAGUGAAUCUAACCAGCAGAUGAGGUUGCAUGAACAAGAUUUAAACAAGAAACUUGAAAAAGAACUGGAUGACUUGACAGCAGACCACCUCAGAGAGAAAAAUAUCAUGCGAGCAGAUUUUAAUAAGACUAAUGAGCUACUCAAGGAAAUAAAUGCUGCUUUACAAGUGUCACUGGAUGAAAUGGAAGAAAAGUAUCUGAUGAGAGAAUCAAAGCCAGAAGAUGUGCAGCUGAUUACAGAGUUGAAGGCCAUGCUUACAGAAAGAGACCAGGUCAUCAAGAAAUUAAUUGAGGAUAAUAAAUUUUAUCAGCUGGAAUUAGUCAAUCGAGAAACUAACUUCAACAAAGUAUUUAACUCAAGUCCUACUGUUGGUGUUAUUAAUCCCUUGGCUAAGCAAAAGAAGAAGAAUGAUAAAGCACCAACAAACAGGUUUGUGAGUGUUCCCAAUCUAAGUGCUCUGGAAUCUGGUAUUGUGGGCAAUGGACAUCCUACCCGCCUGGAUCCCAUUCCUAAUUCUCCAGUCCACGAUAUUGAGUUCAACAGCAGCAAACCUCUUCCACAGCCAGUGCCACCCAAAGAGCCCAAGACAUUUUUGAGUCCCCCUCAGAGCGAAGCGUCCCCCGCGGCUUCUCCGGACCCCCAGCGCCAGGAGUGGUUUGCCCGGUACUUCACCUUCUGAAAGGGCGGCGCUGCGUGGCCUGCCGGGAGCACGACUGCACACAGCCCAUCCGUGAACAGGCGUUCCCCUGUGAACACUGUGAAUAAGAAGGUGUUUGUCUCUCCGACUUGAAAAUGCGCUGUAUUUCCUGAGAUUAUAUAUACAUUGAUAUAUACAUAUAUAUUGGAAUCACUCUAUAAGGUACUCUAUGAUGUGUGUAAUUAUAACAAUUAUUUUUAUUUGAGAUGGAAGUCUUUAACCUUUUUAAUUACUGUAUAAUAAAUUUUGUUAGAA